This is a messenger RNA of Chaetura pelagica (chimney swift), 1473 nucleotides long. RefSeq names its product regulator of G-protein signaling 6 (gene RGS6). The transcript is spliced from 16 exons. NCBI's taxonomy places the organism in Eukaryota, Metazoa, Chordata, Aves, Apodiformes, Apodidae. The record is from RefSeq and is a predicted model, not a curated record. Gene Ontology annotation, biological process: G protein-coupled receptor signaling pathway; regulation of G protein-coupled receptor signaling pathway; intracellular signal transduction. Gene Ontology annotation, molecular function: GTPase activator activity. Bases 1 to 1473 code for a protein of 490 amino acids.
AUGGCCCAAGCGCCCAGUGAUCCAAGUAAUGUGGAAACUGCUGAUCCAGAGGAGAGUUCUCCGAAUAUGAUAGUGUACAGAAAGAUUGAAGACAUCGUUACGAGAAUGCAGGACGACAAAACAGGUGGAGUUCCCAUCCGCACUGUCAAGAGCUUUCUGUCCAAAAUCCCCAGCGUCGUCACCGGUGCUGAUAUUGUGCAGUGGCUUAUGAAGAACCUCAGCAUUGAGGAUCCAGGGGAAGCAAUACACUUGGGAAGUCUUAUUGCUGCACAGGGCUAUGUCUUUCCAAUCUCAGACCAUGUCCUUACCCUGAAAGAUGAUGGGACGUUCUAUCGUUUUCAGGCACCCUACUUUUGGCCUUCAAACUGCUGGGAACCAGAGAACACAGAUUAUGCCAUCUAUCUUUGCAAACGGACCAUGCAGAACAAAGCUAGGCUGGAGCUGGCGGAUUAUGAAGCCGAAAACUUAGCAAGACUUCAGAGAGCAUUUGCAAGAAAGUGGGAAUUCAUCUUCAUGCAAGCUGAGGCCCAAGUCAAAAUUGACAGAAAAAAGGAUAAAACAGAAAGAAAGAUUUUGGACAGCCAGGAAAGAGCAUUUUGGGAUGUGCACAGGCCUGUGCCAGGCUGUGUGAACACCACAGAAAUGGACAUUAGAAAGUGUCGUCGCAUGAAGAACCCACAGAAAGUGAAAAAGUCAGUGUACGGGGUUACAGAGGAGUCUCAGCCCCAGAGUCCUGUACAUGUGCCCUCCCAACCUGUACGCAAAACUACAAAAGAGGAUUUCCGGAAACGAGUAACUUUUCUGAACAUGCAGAUAGAGAGACAUUGUUUAAAGAUGUCCAAAGUAGCAGAAAGUUUAAUAACUUACACAGAGCAAUAUAUGGAAUAUGACCCCUUUAUAACUCCUGCUGAGCCUUCCAAUCCCUGGAUAAGUGAUGAUUCAGCAUUAUGGGACAUUGAAAUGAGCAAAGAACCUAGUCAGCAGCGUGUGAAAAGAUGGGGUUUCUCCAUGGAUGAGGUGCUGAAGGACCCAGUAGGACGAGACCAGUUCCUUCGUUUCCUGGAAUCAGAAUUCAGCUCAGAAAACCUCAGGUUUUGGUUGGCGGUCCAAGAUCUCAAGAAACAACCUCUACAGGAUGUAACCACCAGAGUGGAGGAAAUCUGGCAAGAGUUUCUAGCUCCUGGGGCCCAAAGUGCUAUCAACCUGGAUUCCCACAGCUAUGAGAAAACAAGCCAAAAUGUCAAAGACCCAGGGAGAUAUACAUAUGAAGAUGCACAGGAGCACAUUUACAAGCUGAUGAAGAGUGACAGCUACGCGCGCUUCCUCCGCUCGAAUGCUUACCAGGACUUACUGCUGGCAAAGAAGAAGCCAGAGAAUGAGCAAGGUCGUAGAACUUCUCUAGAAAAGUUCACUCGCAGCGUGGUAAGUUUAUUUUCUUUUCCCUCCACCCUUUCCUCAGAACUUCAUUUUUAG